AUGGAUAUACCCAAGUUGCACCCGGACGAAGCCCCCAGGAAAGUAGAAGAGAGACACCACGGGCGCUCGACGCAGCGCAGGACGCUUUGUAACGGGGCCGAAUUCUGGGACAAGCAUAGGAGGGUCGCUGACGAGGAUGCCGAACCUCACGAUAUACCUGGCGAAAAUGAAUCGGCCACUGGCGAUAGCACGCGGCAAUGGCCAGGUCGCGGAGAAUGGCGGUCUAGUCGCCGACCCGGUGAAGAGACGACCGGGCUUGAUUACAAGCUCUGGUUGUCGAUUCAGGUUCUCGAGAAGGCACGAAUGACACUGGCCGACCACAGAGAGGUCACCAAGAAAGCGAACCAAGAGCGGUCGCAUCUGCUGCUGCAGCACGCCUCCAGACUAGCCAGCAUCAGGAAGAAACCUACUCAGUACUCCCGGGACAACUUACACUAUGGAACAAAGUCUCCUACGUCGCUUACUGCGAGCGACAUCACUUGCCUGCUUCCGUGUGCCGAGGAAGAAUUUGCGGAUGGACGACAGCCUCGGUACCGCGCAGCUCUGGAGGAUACGCCCCCAGCGCAUGACGACGAAAGAGACACAAUCGCAUAAGCCGAUAUGAGAUUUUUCAGACGUG
Messenger RNA from Sodiomyces alkalinus F11, 619 nucleotides. RefSeq lists its product as hypothetical. The record is from RefSeq and is a predicted model, not a curated record. The transcript has 5 exons. Lineage: Eukaryota; Fungi; Ascomycota; Sordariomycetes; Glomerellales; Plectosphaerellaceae. Bases 1 to 594 code for a protein of 197 amino acids.